Molecule: messenger RNA, 303 nt
Organism: Paramecium pentaurelia
Lineage: Eukaryota; Ciliophora; Oligohymenophorea; Peniculida; Parameciidae
Source: the annotation of a GenBank genome assembly
UCCAAUGUCUUUCGAUAAAUUAUAGCCUGUCAUUAAGUAAAUUGAUAUGAGUGAUGAAAUGUAAAGAGAAGUCAUAGAAGUUUCCAGAUAAGCAAUAGAUAAGAGUUCAACUGUAUAAGAAUAUAUAAUUGUAGGAUCAAUAAAUUGCAUCAUAUAUUAAGGAUGAAUUAAGAGCAAAAUAUCAUGGAACAUGGCAUUGUAUUGUAGGAAGAAACUUUGGAUCAUAUGUAACUCAUGAAACAAAACAUUAUAUAUAUUUUUAUAUUGGAUAACUGGCCAUCAUGCUCUUCAAAACAGGAUGAA